Molecule: messenger RNA, 1491 nt
Organism: Papaver somniferum (opium poppy)
Lineage: Eukaryota; Viridiplantae; Streptophyta; Magnoliopsida; Ranunculales; Papaveraceae
Product: probable pectinesterase/pectinesterase inhibitor 34
Exons: 4
Coding region: 36-1418 (460 amino acids)
Biological process (GO): cell wall modification
Molecular function (GO): pectinesterase activity; pectinesterase inhibitor activity
Source: RefSeq, a predicted model, not a curated record
CACUAUACAAUGCUUCAACAUUAUCAGGUGUGUAUAUGGAUACUAAUCUCCGGUCAGCUUACGAUGCCUGUCUGGAGUUGUUGGAUGAUGCAGUGCAUUUACUAUCUCUUUCUCUAAAAUCACUCCGCACAUCGACACCGUCCAAUAAACAUACUUUCGCUGAUGUGAUGACGUGGUUAAGUGCAGCAUCAACCGAUCAUGACACGUGCACGGAAGGAUUUCAAGACUUGGAAGACGGGUAUGUGAAGGGUCGUAUCGAAGAAUUGCUAAAAGAUUUGCCACGACUAGUUGCUAAUUCUUUAGAUUUGUUUUCUCUGUCGUCAAAGUCAUCGGAGAAACAAUCAGGAGGUUAUUUUAAUGGCAAUCUUAAUGAUAACGGGAGAUCAAGGAAUGGUACGGGGUCCAUUAAAACUCGAGAAUGGCGAUUCUUAAACAUGUCCCUGGCAUCGUUGGUACCACAUAUCGUUGUUUCAAAACUUGGUACUGGAACAUUCAGAACAAUCACAGAAGCGAUUAACGCUGUUCCUGAUCGUAGUUCGAUGCGCACAGUGAUAUAUAUAAAAGCAGGCAAAUACGAGGAACAGAACCUAGAGGUAAGAUCGGAGAAGACCAAUGUGGUAAUGAUCGGAGAUGGGAUCGGGAAAACAGUAAUUACCGGCCGCAAGAACACUAAAGACGACCACGUAUCCACGUUCUACACGGCAUCUUUUGUGGCGACGGGUGCUGGAUUUAUGGCGACCAAUAUUACGUUUGAGAAUAGGGCUGGCCCGUACAAAGACCAGGCAGUAGCACUCAGGGUCAGUUCACACAGAGCCGUUUUCUACCGCUGUAGUUUCUUAGGCUAUCAAGAUACCCUAUACGUGCUCAGAGAUGUUCAGUUUUUUAGAGAAUGUGAAAUCUACGGGACGACCGACUUCAUAUUUGGUGACUCGAGCGUCGUGAUCCAAAAGUCUAAUAUUUACACUCGCACGCCAUUGGUUGGUCAUCCCACCAUUAUUACAGCUCAAAACCGGGCAGGCUCAAAUGAUAACACAGGUAUUAUUAUUCAUGAUUCUCGGAUUCUUCCCGCGCCAGAGUUCAAGCAAUCCAAGAAGAUCCUCCAAACCUAUCUUGGACGACCGUGGGCUAACUUUUCUCGAGUAGUGUACAUGUCUUGCUGGAUGGAUGCUCAUAUCAACCCUCAGGGGUGGAUUCCUUGGAGUACUAUACUAAAUGAUAUUGUCCCAGAUACUCUUUUUUACGGUGAGUUCAACAAUUCAGGUCCUGGUGCUUCAGUGGUCCCCCGAGUGAACUGGACGGGCUAUCAUAGGAUUACUUCUCUUGAAGAAGUUCAGAGGUUCACUGUCACUCAAUUCAUUCUUGGAUCGGCAUGGUUGCCUUCGACUGGAGUACCUUUUACUCCAGGAUUAACAGAUUGAAAGAUUGUAAGAAUAGUUGAGAUUUGAUAAAAUCAUAAUAUUGUUUUGAUAACUCAACUAAUAUAUUCUUAUG